AUGGCAAUUGUUGUUGAUGAAAUUUUAAAUGCUGAAAUACGACCAAAUUGGUUACAUCCAGCAAUGUUUCAUGGACCUUUGACAUCUGCAAUUUGCUCUUUACCACCAAUUCGUGAUGAUAAAGCGAUAUUAAUGCCACCAACAAUUGAUCCACGUGAAGUAUAUUGGUCGAAAUUUAGCAUUUGCAAUCAUUCACGUCCUUUAGAACGAAAACCAUUCAUCGUUUCACUACGAUAUCAUCCACCAUUUCUAUCACAAACCUUACAAAACAAUCACAAAAUAUCACCAUCCAAAUCCGGAUCCGGAACUACUCCUGAAUCUUCAUCUGCUCCUUCGAUCAAUGAUGGAUUAACAACUUCGGCAAAAAAACAUCUUGCCACGUGUAGGCGCUUUACCAAACGAUAA
Loa loa (African eye worm) is the source of this 405-nucleotide messenger RNA. RefSeq lists its product as hypothetical. Lineage: Eukaryota; Metazoa; Nematoda; Chromadorea; Rhabditida; Onchocercidae. Bases 1 to 405 code for a protein of 134 amino acids. The transcript is spliced from 2 exons. The record is from RefSeq and is a predicted model, not a curated record.